GUUUCCUCCAACACAUGAAACAGUAAAAAAGCUGCGACGUGGAGAAAUUUAGAAACAGUCGACACUCCCUCAGCAGAGAGCAGCAGAGCCGUCAUGAAGGCCUCGUCCUUCUUGUCCUUUGUCGCCCUCUGUAUCAUCGGAUCUAUCACCACCAUCCCAGCACUGCCUCCCACCGAGCCGCCGCUCAUUCACGACCACCCCUUUGUGGUCAUAUGGAACGCCCCCACCGAGCACUGUCGCCAACUACGCAUCCCUCUGGACACCGCAGCCUUCCAGGCGGUGACCACGCCCGCCGCAGCACCCGGUCAGUUCCUAACCAUCUUCUACGAGGACCGCCUCGGCCUCUACCCUAAAGUCGAUAGCGCCAAGCGCAAGCGCUAUAGAGGCGGAGUCCCCCAGAACGGCAACCUGACGGAGCAUCUGGCCAAGGCCCGGGGUCAAAUCGAUCACUACAUCUCCCAGGAUUCCUCUCCGGGGCUGGCGGUCAUCGACUGGGAGUCCUGGCGCCCCCUGUGGGACCAGAACUGGGGAUCAAAACGUAUUUACAAGAAGCUGUCCAUCGCUCGUGCCCUGCAGAUGGCCCCAUUUUUGUCAUCGAGGGAAAUUUCCGAACUGGCCAAAAGCCAGUUUCAGCUAGCCGGGCGGCGCUUUAUGGAGAAGACCAUCAGCCUCGGCAUUGGCGAGCGUCCGAGCCGCCGCUGGGGUUUCUACCUGUUCCCCGACUGCCACAACUACGGCUGGGAGAAGCCCAACUACACCGGGAAGUGCUCCACGAAGACCAAGAAGCAAAACGACCAGAUGCUGUGGCUGUGGGAGCGCAGCACCGCCCUCUUCCCCUCCAUCUAUCUCCACCUGAACCUGAGAAACUCCCCGAAAGCCUCGCUGUUCGUCCGCAACCGAGUCCAGGAGGCCUUGAGGGUGGCCACGCUGCCGAAACGCCCUUACACAAUGCCGAUCUACGUCUACUCCAGGCCACUAUACCGAGACCAGACCGAGAAGUUCCAGAGCAAGACGGACCUGGUGAGCACUGUGGGAGAGUCUGCGGCUCUGGGAGCUUCAGGGGUCGUGAUGUGGGGAGGAAGCAAAGACUACAACAACAAGGCGGCCUGUCAGUCUUUGUCCGAGUACCUGACGUCCACAUUCGACCCGUACAUCGCCAACGUGACGGCGGCCGCCAUGCUCUGCAGCGAGGUUUUGUGCCAACAGAGAGGCCGCUGCGUCAGGAAGAACUACAACUCCGCCCACUACCUGCACCUGAACCCCGCCUACUUCAGCAUCCUGCGGGCCGACAGGAAGUACGUGGCCAUCGGUGUUCCCUCCGCCGCCGACCUGAAGGCCUGGGCCGAAAACUUCACCUGCCAGUGCUACGCGGGGCAGAGCUGUUCGCCCAAACUGUCUCAACCGACCAAAAUCAAACUCAUCUGGGUUUAAUUUUUUGCUGAUCCACAGAUUGCAUCACUGCCUUUAAUGCCAUGAAAGAUGUUGUCAUCUGCAUCACAUAAGCAUCUGUGUUUAUUUUAUAAUAUUUCUGAUGUGGAAAAACUACACAUUUUGCAAAUAUCAACAUUCGGCACAAAACUAUUUUUUUUAAUUUAAAAGCAAAAGGGACCUUUAUCCUCAGAAACUGAGCAAAAUGGCCCGAUUUUUUCAAAAACAUGGAAGGAAGUCAACAAGCAACUUCAGAAGAAAUGACCCCAUAAAAAAGCACAAAU
Plectropomus leopardus (leopard coralgrouper) is the source of this 1712-nucleotide messenger RNA. RefSeq names its product hyaluronidase-like. Gene Ontology annotation, cellular component: acrosomal vesicle. The record is from RefSeq and is a predicted model, not a curated record. Gene Ontology annotation, molecular function: hyalurononglucosaminidase activity. Gene Ontology annotation, biological process: hyaluronan catabolic process; carbohydrate metabolic process. Lineage: Eukaryota; Metazoa; Chordata; Actinopteri; Perciformes; Serranidae.